Molecule: messenger RNA, 1590 nt
Organism: Endocarpon pusillum Z07020
Lineage: Eukaryota; Fungi; Ascomycota; Eurotiomycetes; Verrucariales; Verrucariaceae
Exons: 1
Coding region: 1-1590 (529 amino acids)
Biological process (GO): microtubule-based movement
Source: RefSeq, a predicted model, not a curated record
AUGGCAUCGAGCAUAGCAUCAUCUGUCCGUCCAAGUCUACGACAAGCUGCCCAACCCCCUUCACCCCACACUCCGAGUCGAUUUGCCUCCUCCAAUUUGUCCUCCCCAGGAUCAGGAUUCCGGCAAGAAGACGACGCAGUUAUCAUUGAAUUGGGGUCUCGCUACCUCCGAGCUGGAUUCGAGGGUGAACACUCCCCACAAUGUAUCCUGACAUUCGGACCAGAGGACUCGCGACGUGCGGGGGAUUAUAGAGGCUGGGCGCCAGGUCACCGAAGGAAGCAUUUCGAUAUUGAGGAAUGGGGACAACAGCAUGAGUUAUGGCGCAUGGACAUGAGGGAUGUGGACUUGGGUUUGGUGGAGGACAAGAUUGAACGGGCGAUCCGAGACGUUUACAACGAAUAUCUGCUUACGGAUGCUGGUUCAGCUCGGCUGAUGUUGGUCGUGCCGUCUAUCCUACCGCACCCGCUGCUAUCGACGGUACUCACGACGUUGUUCAAUCGGUGGAAAUACGCCUCGAUCACCCUACUGCCUUCACCCACCAUGGCCGCAAUGGGGGCAGGCGUUCGCUCCGCUGUAGUGGUUGAUAUUGGUUGGUCUGAAACGAUAGUCACAGCCGUGUACGAGUAUCGUGAGCUCCGUAUAAACAGGAGCACCAGAUCAAUGCGGUCGUUAUUGAGAGAGCUAGCUAGGACUUUGAUCGCACAUCGUCAGGGUCAGGGUGAUGAUGCGCCCCGGAUUGAAUUUGAGCUGGCCGAAGAGUUGAUGGCUCGGAUGGUUUGGUGCAAGCAUUCUGGAGCGACAACUGAUGGGGGGAGAAACACCUUGAACAGGGCCGAAGCCCAGGUUGACUCUACACCUUCAGAUACCACUGACGAGCGAGAAAUGGAAAUUGAAAUCGAUUGGCCCACGGGCGUGUCUUCUCAAAUUGUCACUCUGCCACUUGCGCUUUUCUCGCAACCUGUAGAGAAAGUCUUUCUGGCAUCAGACACAGCUUCGAACUAUCUUGAUGACAAUGAGCACUCUUUACCGAUGCUGGUGUAUGAAACUUUGCAACCUUUACCUCCUGAUGCCAGAGCCCUGUGCAUGUCUCGAAUUAUUUUCGUGGGAGGAGGUUCAAAAAUCCCCGGCCUUGCACCCAGAACUAUGUUUGAGGUUGAUCUACUUGUCAAAAAGUAUGGGUGGUCUACAAUACGCGGGAAGAGAGAAGACGAUCGCAGAGACAAGCUUCGAGAGAUUGGACAAGGGAGGGCUGGGAAGCCUGAUGCUCGAUUCCAGGAGCCUCUGCCUCCGGGUGAAGACUACAUCGAAGAGAAGCUGCGGAAACUACAGGCGAAAGAAGCUCUUCCGGUUGUGCAGGGUCAGCUGAGGCGAGUAGAGUCGUUGGGUGCCUGGGCUGGAGCGAGUCUUCUGGCAAGCAUGAAGGUCAAAGGAUUUGUCGACAUUGAGCGGGAAAGGUUUCUACAACAUGGUUUGGCUGGAGCCAGGAACAAUGUGGAUAUCAGUGUUGUUCCCCAGCGGACCAGCUCUGGGCCUGGCUUCACAAAAGCUGGUGAUGAGAGGAAGAGCUGGACGCUGGCAGGAUGGGCAUGA